Molecule: messenger RNA, 1596 nt
Organism: Humulus lupulus (European hop)
Lineage: Eukaryota; Viridiplantae; Streptophyta; Magnoliopsida; Rosales; Cannabaceae
Exons: 3
Coding region: 157-720 (187 amino acids)
Source: RefSeq, a predicted model, not a curated record
CUGUGCGAGGGUAUUGACACCUUCUUGGAAGAGAUAUCUAGAAACAACAAGGCAUUUAGAUAUGCUGACAGCUACUUCUUCACAAAAGAUGUCGAGGCCAACUACUCCAAGUUCAAGCAUGUCCGGCCUUUUUAUAGAUUGGUCCCGACCUAUGCCAUGAUUGUUAGGGCCAAGGCAUUGAUUGCCAUGACCUGUGAGGAGAAGAACAUCAAGGUUCUCGUUACUUCAAAGAACCUUAGGAAGGUCGGGUUGUUUCCUUCUACUGUUGCCGAUGUUCCGGAUGUCGAUGGUACCGAGCCCGUGAAAGCCAUAGACUCCCCAGAGCCUAUUCAUAUCGAGGAGGUACCUUCUUCACUCGUGUUAGCUGGACAGGAGGGUGAUGUGGUGGGUGCAUCCGUGCACUCACUGCUUGCUUCAGAUGACUUUGAUGAAGCCACGUUCGAACUCGAAUCUCCUUCAGAAGGUUCAGAUAUGUUCGGCUUUGUUCACAUCCAACAAAGGUCGACUCCAACCGAGACUAGUUCUUUCGUUCGAGCGACCAAGAGGGCCAGGGUUGAGCUUGAGCCACUAACGGAGGUCCCUCCCGAGACUUCUUUGGCUCCACUGGCGCCUAGUCUUGUUGUAGAGGUAGAGCCAUCCUUGCCCAUGUCGAUUCCUCCUAGUAUCACAGAUGCGGGUACCUCAUCCUCUGCGCUGGCUCCCUUAUCUGAGCCAUAUUAGUCUGCCAUGCAGAAUUUAGGUGCCAUCAUGGACCAAGUGUCCCAUCUGGAGCAGAUGACAACGACCUUUAAUAGGAUCAAGAAUGAGGACUUGAGCACCAUCCUCACGAAGUCACUCCUUGACAUUUAGAGUGCGCUGAUGCUAGUCUCCUAUGUCCGUGAUAGGUCUAUGGAGUAUACCUCUACGUUUUCCAACCUUCGUUUUGAGCUUGAAGCUGUCCUCCAGGAGGUACUGGACCUUAGACGCGUUCUUGGCUCUAGGGAUGCAGACAUUGAUUUGAAAGAUGAAGAGAUCAGCACUCUCCGCAGUACCGUGGAGCUCAAACAACAGGAAGUGAUCGAGUUGACUUUUAGGGUAACCCAGGUGGAGGGGAAACUUGCCGAUCAGCUUAAACAGUCUGAAGCUGAGAAAGAGAAGCUGAUUGCUAACAUGGACCAACUGCGAAACGAUGCUCUUGUCGAGAAGGAGCAAGAGGUCAAGGCUGCCCAGACAAGGCACGAGAUGAGUAUUCAGAGACUGCCUUCUCCUGCUUCUACUUCAUUUGGAAGUCCAACAAAAAUCCGAACUUGGAUUUCCUCCCCGAAAAUACGCGAGCGAAGGAGCUUAAGAAGUGCCUGGCUCGUGAGGCUGCUGAGGCUCAGGGUGGUCUUUCAAAUGAUACUCCUCAUCCUAUUUAGUCUUCUUUUUGGUCUUUUAUUCUGUCUUUCCUUUUGUGCCAUUGGUAGGGUACCUUGUACUUGACAAUUUUUACAUAUGACAUCUUAUGCCUUUAUGCUUUUUUGUUAUGAGUACUCAGUGUAUUGAUUGAAUUUUUUUUUUAAUUUCCAAUGCUUACUAAGUAUAUCAACUUACAACCCUCAUUGGUUCAGGUAUCAG